AUGCUCAUCCUGCUGCCAGGCUGGGUGGCCCUGUGCAUCCUGCAGCUAGCCCUCAGCAGAACCCAGGAGUGCCUGAGCCACCAGCAGGUGCUCAGCACCGUGCGGCAGAUGCAGAAGCUGCUGUCGGCACAGGAGGCUGCCCACCUCCAGGGCACGCGCAGCCUCAAGAAGCAGCUCUCAGUGCUGCACAGCCGCAUCCAGAGGCUCGCUGGCAAACGUAACGACACCUGUCCGCAGCUGGCGGUGCCCUUGAACGGGCGGAAGCUGGGCCGCAGCGCACGGGUGGGCCACGACGUUCACUUCAUCUGCAAUGCUGGAUUUCAGCUGGUGGGCUCGGAGUCGCGCACCUGCCGGAGGGACCGCACCUGGAGCGGCACCCAGCCCUUCUGCAGAAGUAUUGAUGAGUGUUCCAGCAACCCGUGUGCCAACGGUGGAAUCUGCGUGGAUGGCAACCAGAGCUACACGUGCCUGUGCCCACGGGGCUGGUCAGGAGCCGGUUGCCAGAGCCCUGUCUAUGCCUACUGGGUGACGCUGAGCAACUCGUCCUUCAGCCGUCAGCCCCGCUGUGCUGAGGGCCGCCUGGGCUCGCGGCACUGCAGCUGUGAUGCCGGCUUCCAGAUGCGGGCAGGAGGUGUUUGCCAAGAUGUGGAUGAGUGCCAGCUUUUCCAGCCUAACCCCCAGACCCGGAUCUGCCUCCACGACUGCCUCAACCUCCCCGGCUCCUACCGCUGCCUCUGCCCACCGGGGUACGUGCUCCAUGCCGACCGCAACACCUGUGAGGAUGUGGAUGAGUGCACUGGCAGCCGGCACAACUGCACCCACGGUGAGCUCUGCAUCAACACCUUCGGGGGCCACUGCUGCAUGCGCCCCAAGUGCCCCCCACCACGCCACAACACCAGCUAUGUCAAGACCUCCAGCUUCCAGUGUGAGAGGAACCCCUGCCCCACAGACAGCCGUGCCUGCCGCCUCGCCGCCACCUCCAUCUCCUUUCACUACCUGCCACUCCAGGCCAACCGCACCGUGCCCCGCGUCCUCUUCAAGAUGUCCACCACCCGCUUUGUGGGUGACAGCCUGCGCUUCACCAUCAUAGGUGGCCGGGGCCAGGGCGUCUUUGCCGUGCGGCGCUCUGACCGGCAGACGGGAGAACUGGUGCUCAGCAGCCCAGUGGUGGGGCCAGCCACACUGGAGGUGGAGCUGGAGAUGAGUGAGUUCUCCCGCAAGGUGCUGCUGGGCAAGCACAUCUUCAAGGUCACGGCCUUUGUGUCCCAGUAUGAGUUCUGA
Messenger RNA from Centrocercus urophasianus (Greater sage-grouse), 1281 nucleotides. RefSeq names its product fibulin-7-like. The coding region runs from base 1 to 1281 and encodes 426 amino acids. Gene Ontology annotation, molecular function: calcium ion binding. NCBI's taxonomy places the organism in Eukaryota, Metazoa, Chordata, Aves, Galliformes, Phasianidae. The record is from RefSeq and is a predicted model, not a curated record. The transcript has 8 exons.